AUGCAGCCUUCAAUGCGGCUUCUCAGCCGGGAGGCAUUGGCCUCUAAAUCGCUCUAUGUCUGCUCCACCUGCAGACAGGAGGUCUCACCGCGAGGCCUUGCGCCGCUCACCCGUCCGUUCCGACGCUACGCCUCGGAUAACUCUUUCACUGAGAGAGCUCGGAAAAAGAUAUGGGGUACUGAGAACCCUCCAGGCUCUAAAGACCCAUACGGUGGCGAGGGGCAAAUUGCGAAAGCCCAGACCGACCUCGAGCAAGGCGAGACAAAACUUGAAGUUCCCGAAGAGGUUGAAGAGAAAGAUCUCCUUCCCAGCGACGAGUAUGAACAGGCGGACACUUGGCAGGGUCUGAAGCGUCUUGGCUAUCUGGAGAAGAACGCCUGGAGACAACAGAGUCCCACAGACGCGGAUGAAGUGCAGCCAUUCGCAGCCAGACCCGUGGACGUCACCCCCGAUGCCAUCGCCCAAAAAGUCCGUCAGGUCGCUACGGAGAUCUGCAUUAUGCACAUGCUCAAGAAGAAGGAGCAAGUCGCCAAUAUCUGCAGUGUUGAUGUGCACGACCGCAAGAUCCAAGAAUAUCUCAAUUCGUGUGUUCUGCACCCAUCUGCGGACGGAAACUGGGAGACGGCCUUGAAAUUCCGCAGCAAGCAUGUCAGGGACGUGCUCUUCUUUGUUUUCAAGCAGAUCGGCGGCGAGCAGGAGCCCGAUCUGGGGUCCAAGACUUCCUCUGACCACGUUGGACUGCCGAAGGAGCAGCCGGUGCUCGCCAAUUUGCCCUUGAGUGACCCGAGUGUGAAGUUUAUCUUCUUCAAGAGACUGGCUCAACUGACUGGAUAUCGCUUCUCGGACAAGAACAUCAACACCCUGACUACUGUCGGGCAUGCUAGCGAACACCUCCAAAAGUGGGCCGAGUCCCGCUCCCCCAAAGCCAAGAAGAAGCAAUGGUUCGACGACGUUGCCCUCCCAUCAAAUCUCAGGUUCAAGCCUCGCAGGGAGAGGAAGUCGGACCGUGACGAGGAUUUUGGCCGCAAGAAGCUCUACAUGGCGGAGCUCUACAAGAGUGGCUUGUACCAGGUUCCCGACACUAUCGUUCCCCCAUGGAAGCGGCCGGCGUCCGAAUAG
This is a messenger RNA of Penicillium lagena, 1119 nucleotides long. RefSeq names its product mitochondrial 54S ribosomal mL50 protein. The coding region runs from base 1 to 1119 and encodes 372 amino acids. The record is from RefSeq and is a predicted model, not a curated record. Gene Ontology annotation, cellular component: mitochondrion. The transcript is spliced from 4 exons. Lineage: Eukaryota; Fungi; Ascomycota; Eurotiomycetes; Eurotiales; Aspergillaceae.